AUGGAUCCUGCCGCUUUACUCACUCCUCGCGCCACUGCCGAGCCCGCAACGGGGCGGCCAACGAAUCCCGAUGGUCUGGUCCUCGAGGCCUGGGCCCAGGGCUUCAUGGUCGGCGGUCUGGUCAUCAUGACUUGCAUCACCAUCGCCAACAUGCGCCGUGGUGUAUUCCUCCACAAGCUCAUUCUCAUCGAGCUUAUCAUGGGAAUGUUCCACGGCACCUUUAUCUUCGCCCACGAGCCCUACUACGGCUGGUACCUCUCGUCCACUGCAGUGUUUCUGAACGCUUCCUGGUGCCUGCACAAUGUCAUCGCCUGGCUAAAGAACAAGCCGUUUCUGUCCCGCAAGGUCUCCAUUUUCUACAUCACCACCGUCGUUCUGGGCUUUGGUUAUUGGGUCCUCGAGAUUUACGCCAACUUUGCCUUUUUCAACAACAUCAACAAGAUUUUCCUCAAGACCCGACCCUGGGAAGCCUUGUUCCGCGACCCAUGGUGGAUCUUCACAACGAUUAACCUGAUCUACAAUAUCCACACGCGUUACGACCUGUCCGUCUGGCACAUUGUGCGCAUCUCGCCCCGCUUUGGCGUGCUCCUCGGCUCCAUGCUCGUUUCCUUCAUCUUUAUCAUCAUCGACAUCCUCGCCGUCACCCGCGUCUUCAACGCACACGCCCUGCCUGACGGUAUUAACCCCUUUUGGAAGCUCGCUUUCGUCUUCAAGUGCCUGACCGACACCAUCGUCCUCGACGACUUCAAGACUGCGCUCGAUCGCCUCAGCAAGGCGAGAAAGAGGCAGCUGAGCACCACCCCCGGCGCCCUAGAGGACGGAAAUCUGGAUGGAAUGUGGAAGGGCUCCGGUGACAGUCCGAUGAAAGAAGCCAAGGUCCGGAGGAUGAGCCCGUCAACUCAACGCGUUGAAGACAUCAACUUCGCGGAUAGAGAUGAGGAGCAAGAUGUUGUUGUGCCCUUGAGCUUGGAAGACGCCCAGAAAUUGCCCAGAAGAUUGGAAAGUGGACAUUCAGAAAGGCGGCUACUCUGA
Molecule: messenger RNA, 1032 nt
Organism: Diplodia corticola
Lineage: Eukaryota; Fungi; Ascomycota; Dothideomycetes; Botryosphaeriales; Botryosphaeriaceae
Exons: 4
Coding region: 1-1032 (343 amino acids)
Source: RefSeq, a predicted model, not a curated record